AUGGAGAAAGGAGCUGAGCUCUGCUUUCCACAACUCAACAGUUCCUGCAGGAAGCCGACACUUCACUGGUCCAAGGCUGUGCUGCUGACCAUUGUGCUGUUCUGCAUCUCUCUGAUCACUGUUACUCUGAACAUCUUAGUCAUCAUCUCAGUCUCCCACUUCAGGCAGCUUCACACACCCAGUAACAUCCUCCUCCCUUCUCUGGCUGUCUCAGACUUACUUGUUGGCCUCCUGUUGAUGCCUUUAGAAAUCUUUAGAAACACAAGCUGCUGGGUAUUUGGAGAUCUCAUAUGUUCGGUCUAUUGGUAUCUGAGUGGCAACAUUACCUCCACUUCAACAGGGAACAUAGUUCUUAUAUCAGUUGACCGCUAUGUGGCUAUUUGUGACCCCCUUCAUUAUCCCACCAGAAUGACUGUGGUGAGAGUCAAACUUAGUGUUUGUCUGUGUUGGUUUUAUUAUAUUUUUUACAUCAGUUUUUACCUUAAAGACAUCCUGAUUGAACCAGGCAGGUAUAAUUCCUGCAAAGGAGAGUGUGUACUUGUCAUCAAUGAUAUUGCAGGGAUUAUUGACCUUGUCAUAGCUUUUAUUGUUCCAGUUUCUGUAAUCAUAGUUCUGUAUAUGAGAGUAUUUGUGGUGGCUGUGUCUCAGGCUCGUGCCAUGCGCUCUUGUGUCAGAGCAGUAACACUUCAGCAUUCACUGAAUCAAGCAAACAAAUCUGAGUUGAAAGCAGCCAGGACUCUUGGGAUUCUUGUAGUUGUGUUUCUUGCAAGCUUCUGUCCAUUUUACUGUUACUUUUUUGUUGGAGAAAAUGUGGUCAGUGAUUCAUCUGCAUUUUUUGUGAUCAUUGCCUUUUAUUUUAACUCUUUCCUAAACCCAAUGAUCUAUGCCUUGUUUUAUCCUUGGUUUAGAAAUGCUGUUAAGCUUAUCAUCACUCUGCAGAUCUUUAAGCGUCACAGCAGUGAUACUAACAUAUUAUAA
Molecule: messenger RNA, 978 nt
Organism: Oreochromis niloticus (Nile tilapia)
Lineage: Eukaryota; Metazoa; Chordata; Actinopteri; Cichliformes; Cichlidae
Product: trace amine-associated receptor 13c-like
Exons: 2
Coding region: 1-978 (325 amino acids)
Biological process (GO): G protein-coupled receptor signaling pathway
Cellular component (GO): membrane
Molecular function (GO): trace-amine receptor activity
Source: RefSeq, a predicted model, not a curated record